This is a messenger RNA of Lactuca saligna, 912 nucleotides long. The record is from the annotation of a GenBank genome assembly. Lineage: Eukaryota; Viridiplantae; Streptophyta; Magnoliopsida; Asterales; Asteraceae.
AUGUUCUUCUUUGGCAAUUUGGAGGUGGAAUUCAGGUUGUAUAACAGGAGAGUGGAGGAAGGGAAACAAUAUCCAGUACUCUGUAGGAGAUUAGCUAGCUUAAACGAAGAGUUCAUUUCACAUAAAAGUCCAACAGGUGGGUUCGAUUUCAUCUCCGGGAAGAGGAUUGAACAAAAACUCAUCGAUUACAAUCAAGAAGCAGAAAGAUUUUGGGGUUAUACAUAUGAAGAGGUAUCAGCAAUCUCACCUCAUCGUCAAUUCAUUGCAUACCCCAUGUAUGACAAAGACAACGAUUUCUUCAAAUUAUGUGUGAGAGAUUUGAAUUCAGGUUCUCUUUGUAGCAAGCCACAAGCUGAUUGGGUCUGUAAUGUGGCAUGGGCUAAAGGCGGUCAAGCAUUGCUAUACGUUGUCACUGAUAAAAAAAAGAAGCCUUACAGGAUAUAUUGUAGUAUGCUUGGAUCAAAGGAUGAAGAUGUGAUACUCUUAGAAGAACCUGAAGAAAAUGUGCAAGUUUUUCUGAUCAAUGCAACUGAUCCUCUAUCUGCUUUAACACUUGUGUGGGAAUGUGAAGCUUGUGCACAUUGCAUUAUCGAGCAUCAUCAAGGCUAUCUUUAUCUUUUUACCAAUGCUAACAAAGAAGAGCAAUCAGUAAAUUACCAUUAUACCCUUCGUAGCCCUCUUCACUCUUCAAGUCUAAGAAAGUGGGAGGAUGUGUUUCAUCUUAAAGAGUUCGGAUUACAUUUUCUUCCUCUUCCAGAAUCUGUUUCCCAAAUCUCACAUGGACCAAAUUAUGACUUUUAUUCACCAAUCAUGCGAUUUACAAUUUCAUCACCUGUGAUGCUUGAUGCAGUUGUUGAUUAUAAUUUAUCAAAUCGGAAAUUUGAAAUCAUUCAACAACAAAACCUGCUUUAA